AUGUCGAGUUAUUUCUUUCAACGUAUUAAAAAUGUGGCAACAUCUGCAAAUAGUAAUACCAUGGUACCUCGAUAUAUGCAGCAAAGAGAAACCACAAAUGGUGAAACAACGAAAAAGCCCGAAGUAGUCCUAGAAUUAAGUGACGAUGAGCUAUUAACUAGUGUAUUAAAAUUUGAACAAACACCAGAAUUUAAACAAAUAGUCAAAGUCGAAGAACAAGCAAAGAAAACGGAAGAACCUAAAAAUAACGCUUCUAAUAUACAUCCAUUUUUUAAACGACAAAAUUCUUCUACGAGCAGAAGCGUAUCACCACCCAGACCAAUACACAAUGCAGCAAGUAGUACUGCGUUUCUUCAGUCAACCAAACGACCAAAAUCAGAAAUUCCAACUUCUUUACCUCCUUCCAAGAAACGUCCAAUUAGCAAUAGUGAUGAGGAAGAUAUCGUUGCAUUAGAUGCUCCAACGUCCUCAUCCUCAUCGACACCAUUGAUUGUACGACCACCGGUGAAGAAAUUACCAAAUAGUAAACCUGAUUUUCAGACAUUUGCUCCCAAAAAUGAAUCAGUCAGCGACAGAACUAAAGCAGUUUUGAGAACUUUCCGCGCUCGUCGAGAACGUGGGGAAAAUGUGGCGUUGACACAAAUAGUUGCCUCAGAACAAUUGAGAUUACGUGAACAAUUAAUGCGUAAACCAAAGCCACCAUCAACGUCAGUCGUUGAAAAACCAAAAAAGCCCGAUGUUCCAGUGAAACGAAAAGCGAAUGAACUUGAUUCGUCUGCAUCAAAAAAAGUUCGCACAACUGAAAAGGCACCAAAAAACGCUUUCGAAAAGCUCAUGCAAGAAAUGACUGAUACAAUGACACGUGUAACGUUAACUAAUACAACAACAACAAAUACCACGACUAUAAGUCCAUCAUCGUCAUCAUCACAUCCAUUAGUCGAUCUAACCGUUGUAAAAUCUUCUUCAUCAUCGAUAUCCAGUACUGUUCCACUUCAAUCAACAACCAACAAAGAGAAAAGGUCAAAACCAAGAAAAAUACACAACUAUGAUGAUUAUCUCAUCUAUAUUCUCAAAUGGCCAGUUUCGUUGAUUGAUGAAAUAGAAAUCGAAUCGAAUAUUCUGUACAAAGAUUUUCUUGGUGAAAAUGCCUAUCCAAUUCCAGUAUUAGAACUGUAUUCUUCUUUCGACGAAUACGAAGAAAUAACGAUGCCUUGGCUGUUCGAAGAAACAUUCGAAGAAAUCAAACGUAGUGUAAAACUAAAUGAUCAUAAAUUAGUUGGCAUAGAAUAUGAUGCAGUGCUUGCUCAAGUACGUCUAUUUAACUCAGGCUUAUAUGAGCUAAAAGCACAGAUAUUACAAAAACGAAAUCCCACCAUACCCAAUCAACGUCGAGAAAUGUUUUCUGAAGAUGACUUAGUUGUGAUUACUAUAUUGAAUCAACCUGUGAAGAAACUCUUCGGCCUAAUACGAAGUGGUGAACGGAUUAUUGAUAAAGCACGUUUACAUAAAACGUAUCAUGAGCAUCCUGAUGUAAAGAUCAAACCACCUGUAUGGUUCUGUUAUGAAUACUACAUUCGAAUCUUUGGUCAUGGAUUUAAAAUUCCUGAUGGAUCCCAAAUAAAGAUAAAAGCAAUUACAUCAUUGACAGCAACAUUACGCCGUUUCAAAGCAUUAGCAUCGAUGCGUACAUGCCCUUUAUUCGAACAUCUAUUGAGUCCGUCAUUGACAGAUGAGGUUUUUCAGAUAACAAACACUCAACAUAAACUCAUGGAGCAAAAACACCUUCAAGCAUACAAUGAAUCUCAACGGAAUGUUAUCUCAGAAGCUGUUUCAAUGAUGCAAGAUACAAAAGAUGAUAAUCAAGCAAAGAUUUAUAUGUGUCAAGGACCACCGGGUACUGGUAAAUCCCAAACGAUAACGGGUAUUGUUCGUGCUCUUCUUCAGCCGAUGUUGGCUUCAUCGCCAACAAAUGAACAAUCAUCACCAGCAUUGUCAUCUGGUGGAUCACGGAAGAAAAUGAAAAUUUUAAUAUGUUGUCCUUCGAAUGGCGGUUGCAAUGAAAUUGUUCGUCGCUUGAUCGAUGUUUUUACACAGAAGGCAACGAAUGAGACAGCUUCGAAACUACCGUUCAAAUUAAUUCGAUGUGCACGUGGCGGUGCUAUUAGUCAAGAUAUCGAAAAUGUUUCACUUGAUACACUUGCACAAAAGCGCCUGGAAGAGGAACUAAACGCCGGUGGUGAGAAUGAAGCUAUUGGACGAAAUUUAGCAAAUAAAGAAAAGCAAAAGAAACAACUGGAACAACGAAUUGAAGCAGAAAAAAAGAGGCAAACUUCAACUGCAAAUAAUCAGGCUUCAGAAGAGUUGAAAGAUUUAGAAUUAAAUCUCAAAGAAAUCAAAGCAAGUAUCCUUAAACUACAACAAACAUGUCGAAAAACAAUGCCAGAAGCAGCACGGCGGCAACGUGAACGUGAAAUCAAAAUUGAACUUUUACAAGAUUCGGAUAUUUGUGUUUCAACUCUGAAUUACGUUGGUAAUUCGAUCUUCGAUUCAUUUUCGUCAUUGAAUAUCGAUCAAUCAUCAAUUAAACUCGAUAAAACGAAAAAAGUACAUCCGUCAACGACAUCAUCAUCAUCAUCAUCGAUCGUAUCGACGCUAUUCAAUUGUUUAAUUAUUGAUGAAGCGGGACAAUGUAUUGAAAUCGAUAACUACAUUCCACUUCGACUUGGAAUGAAUCGAAUUAUACUUGUUGGCGAUCCUGAACAACUUCCAGCGACAGUCCUUUCACGACGAGCACUUGAAGCUGGUUUAAACCAAUCGUUAUUCGAACGUCUCUAUAAAUUAUUUAAAUAUGACGUAAACAAUCCCAUUCGAAUGCUUAAUAUUCAAUACCGAAUGCAUGAUGAAAUAUGUAAAUUUCCAUCGAUGCAUAUUUAUCGAUCGAAAUUGAAAACAGAUAAAACCAUCAACCAAAAACGAAAAAAGUUUCUGUUGAAACCGUACAUGAUACUGGAUGUUGUCAAUAGUCAAGAACAAUUAGAUCCGAUUACUCAAUCGUAUGGCAAUCCACAUGAAGCAGAAACUGUUGUUUGUCUCGUGGAGUUUAUCAAUAGUCGAGCCAAAGUACCAUUCAAUCAAAUUGGUAUCAUCACUCCGUACAACUACCAAGUGAAGUUGAUUCAACAAAAACUUACCCAACACAAUCUGCAUCAACAUAAAAUCGAGAUUGGGACAGUUGAUGCAUUUCAAGGCCGACAGAAGGAUGUCAUACUUCUGUCAUGUGUUCGAGCAACACAAACUACAGAUUCUUCGACAACUACAACUGGAAUUGGUUUUGUCGCUAAUCGACAACGAUUGAAUGUUUCAUUAACUCGAGCAAAAUAUGCAAUGUAUAUCUUAGGUCACAUGACUUCACUAAAUAUCAAUGAGGAUUGGCAAAAACUCAUUACAAACGCCGUUGAACGAAAAGUUAUCCUUGAACUAACAUCAGCAAAUCAAUUUGAUGGUCUAAUCAAACGGCAACAAGAAGGACAAACACGUCCGAUGGAAACGAUGUCUACUCUUCGUUUUAUGCUGCCAUUGCGUCGUACAUUAUUAGCAGCUCGAUAUUGCCAAACAUCUCUAUCGUCCUCAUUGCGAGUGUCAAAACAAUGUGUGCCAUCGUUCGAUUUCUACUUACGUAAUUUGAUAGGAGCACAACAGAAAAAUUUCUUUUCGUCAUCAGCAAUUGUGCAUACUCAGCAUCGAAAUAGAGGUCAUUCAAACGUUACUGGAGUCGUCGAGGAAGAAGAUGACGAGGAAGAGGAUGAUGACGAGGAUGAAGAUCAAAACGACCAGGAUAAAAUAAAACAAGCAAUCCAGCAGCAUAAUCUACCAAAAGGAUAUCGAAUCAUUAUUCGACAUAUUGCUUCACUUCGUCUUGACCUCAUCUGUUCAGCGGGUACUGGUAUCGGGCGAAGUGCGAUUGAAGAUGAGUUCUAUGGUUCGAAAUUACGAGUGAAUGGCGAAAAGUCAACUAAAAAAGCACAACAAGUGAAAGAAGGCGAUGUGAUCGAUCUAGUCGUAUCACGAACCGAUGGUGCUAAAUAUAAUUCUAAACGCAUAGUUGUAUACAAAGUAUUUGCUGAAAAGUCAUUGAAAAACAAAAUAAAAGUGUGUUUAAUCGCUUGGCGAAAUGGCAUCGAAGUUGAUGGCUCGCAAUGGAGUUAA
Messenger RNA from Adineta ricciae, 4206 nucleotides. The record is from the annotation of a GenBank genome assembly. Lineage: Eukaryota; Metazoa; Rotifera; Eurotatoria; Adinetida; Adinetidae.